Messenger RNA from Caenorhabditis sp. 36 PRJEB53466, 1949 nucleotides. The record is from the annotation of a GenBank genome assembly. Lineage: Eukaryota; Metazoa; Nematoda; Chromadorea; Rhabditida; Rhabditidae.
AUGAAGUACUUCAACAUUUUACUGGUUCUCGGAUCAAUUAGUGUUGAAGCUGCAAGGCAUCCGAAACUCCCGCCGUAUCUUUUGGGACGUCCCACUGCAGACGGAUUUCUCAGGCAUGGAGAUCGGUUUGUGGCACAGGAAACCAAUACAGUUGGACUGAAACUAGACACAGUUUCACAGAAAGUCGACAACUUUGAUUCUGCAAACAGUGCCACUUACCAGCAGGUGUAUUUUCUUCUACGAAUGUUUUAAUUUACAGUUUUACAGAGAUAUUGGUACAACUCGAACUACACCCAGAACAAUAACAUUAUCUUUCUGAUGAUUCAGGGAGAAUCUCCGGCCACUGAUACGUGGAUCAGCAAUCCUAACUAUCAGUAUCUCCAAUGGGCAAAAUACUUUGGAGCCGAUGUAUUUCAGUUGGAGCACAGAUGUUUCGGACAGAGCAGACCUUACCCGUUGGGCUUUAUUAUCAUGUUCUUUGAAAAUUAUAUAAAGUUUCAGAGACACUUCAAUGCCCGGAAUCCAAGUGUGCACAAUGACUCAAGCGUUGGCUGACAUCCAUAACUUUAUCAAAUUGAUGAAUAGCCAACACAACUUUCGAAAUCCAAAGUGGAUCACGUUUGGAGGAUCUUAUCCAGGCACUUUGUCCGCUUUGUUCCGUCAAGAAUACCCGCAAGAUACCGUCGGAGCUGUGGCGAGUAGUGCUCCGUUGGACUGGACUCUCGACUUUUUUGGUCGGAAGCUUCUAAAACUUUAGAAAGGAAUGUUUGGUUUUGUAGAGUACGCAAUGGUUGUGGAAGACGUUUUGCUGCAAACUAGCACCGAUUGCUGGAAGAAUGUGAACGAUGCAUUCAAAAACAUGCAACAACUAAGUCUUUCUAGAAAGGGCAUGCAACAACUGAACAAUUAUUUCAAGUCAGUUUAAUUUUCCUUUUUUCAAACUUUACCAUGUUGCAUUCCAGCCUUCACCCACCAUUCAUCGAUGGAAAUUACACUCAACACGAUAUUGACAACUUCUUUGCCAACGUUUACAGUUUCUUCCAAGGUGUUGUUCAGUACACUUAUGACGGAAGAGUGAGUCAUUCAUCACAUUUGUAAUCAACUUUCAAGUUCAGAAUAGUGCUACUAUCGGUGGAUUGAACGUCAAGAAUUUGUGUGCUAAGAUGAACGACGUCAACGAGCCGGAUGUCAUUGUUCGCAUUAACAACACUAUCAACUGGGUACCGGAAUGAGAAAAGUAAAGUGUUUUCAAGUUUACAUUUAGAUAAAUCAACUGAAUAAUGAUCCAGUGGGUCCGUUCCAAAACUCAUAUGACGAUAUGAUGACGGUCCUCAAGAAUGCGACCUAUGACGAUGAAAGUCCAGUUCCUGGAGAUAUUGGUAUAUCCUGUACUACAAAUUUUUCUUUUUUACCUAAUAUAUUCCAGCUGCAAAUCGUGGUUGGAUGUGGUUGUGCUGCAAUGAGCUCGGAGCUCUUCAAACUACCGAUCAGGGCAGAAAUAUAUUCCAGCAGACAGUUACUCUUGGGUAAAAUGGAAUAGUGACAGCGAAAAAACUGUAAUUUACAUUUUUAUCAGAUAUUACAUUGACAUGUGCACUGAAAUGUUUGGGCCAGACGUCGACAUAAAAUUCAUUCGUGAUAACAACAUUGAAACCCUUUACAAAUAUGGAGGCGGUGACGGAUAUCACGCCACGAACGUUGUUCUUCCCAAUGGAUCCUUUGACCCAUGGCAUGUUCUUGGAACAAAUGUCACUAAUCUUGAGAAUCACGUGACACCACUUCUCAUCCAAGGUGACUAAAACACGUACUUUACAUAUAUGAAAGUGCCGUUUAUUUCAGGAGCCGCUCAUUGUUCGGACAUGUAUCCAACCUAUGCGGAUGAGCCUGUCGACUUGGCUCACAACAGAGAUAAAAUAUUCAGCGAACUCAAAUACUUUUUGGGACAAUGA